GUGUUGUUUGGGUGUUUUGGGGUGUUUUUGGAGUGUUUGGGCGUUUGGAAGUGGGACAUUGUUGCAUUUCAUUGUAUCUAGUUCUUAUUCAGCUGCCUUUCAUACUGUCUGUGUGUGUGUGUGUGUGUGCAUCAGAAUAUUGUGUGUGUGUGUGUGUCAGACCAGUCUGUGUGUGCGUGUGCAUCAGAACAAUAAGUGUGUGUCUGUCAGAGUAAUGUUUGUAUCACACCAGUGUAUCUAUAUCAUAGCAGUGUGUGUGUGUGUGUGUGUGUGUGUGUUUCCAGACCGCUGCCCCGCUCCUGCCCCUGAUGAGGUCGCCCCCCUGUCCCCCCCCACCCAGCACGUGACCGAGCAGGCGCAUGGAUAACCAGCGCUGCCCUCGCCCUCGCCCCCCCCACCCCCACCCCCAGCCUAACAGCCAGCAGAGAGGGGCCCCCCCUCAGACCCACCCCCACCCCCAGCCCCAGCCUAACAGCCAGCAGAGAGGGGCCCCCGCCGCCCGCUCCCGGCCGACGGACCCCCCUGUGCUGUCCGAGUCGCCCUCUAUGGCCUCGCUGGCCCAGAGAGAGGAGCUGUUUGACCUGAUCGCCAGUUCUCAGAGCCGGCGGCUGGACGACCAGCGCGCCAGCGUAGGGGACCGGCUGGCCUUCGCCAUCGCCCAGAAUAACGUGCGCCACCUGUGCCCGACCUGCAACCCACAGGAGCCCUCCGACGACUUCUUCAACAUGCUCAUCAAAUACCAGUCCUGCAGACUGAAUGACCAGCGGUGCUCCAUGCCAGAGUGUGUCCCUGCAGCGGUGUCUGACCCAGACGAGGCCUUCUUCAGCCUCGUCCAGAGAGUGCAGGCCAAACGCAUGGACGAGCAGCGGGUGUCCUUCUACAGCGACAAGCCCGACGGCCACUCCGAACCCUCGUCACGCCCGGCCUCUGGAUCUAGUUGAAGCCCAGCAUGAGCACACACACACACACACACACACACACACACACACACACACACACACACACACACACAC
Molecule: messenger RNA, 1013 nt
Organism: Clupea harengus (Atlantic herring)
Lineage: Eukaryota; Metazoa; Chordata; Actinopteri; Clupeiformes; Clupeidae
Gene: gpsm1a
Product: G protein signaling modulator 1a
Biological process (GO): establishment of mitotic spindle orientation
Cellular component (GO): cell cortex
Molecular function (GO): G-protein alpha-subunit binding; GDP-dissociation inhibitor activity
Source: RefSeq, a predicted model, not a curated record